CCAAAUAAACAACAUUAUUAUCUUAACAACUUCUUUGACGACCAACUCAAAGUCCUAAUAUCUUUUGAGUGAACUUCUCGUCUAAAAAGGAUGUUCCGUCUUCUUUUACUUUCGUCUUUUUUUGUUGCUUCAUCAUGGGGUUUGCCCAAAGGGAUGCCCGGAAGCUCCAAGGGCGAUGAAUUGUGUACAAAUAUGGGUGGAACUUGCGUGGAUUGGCGGUAUUAUGUGUGCAACGGGGGCGUGGAAACUGGCCUUUGCACCGGUGACAGCAACAUUCGAUGUUGCCUUUCUUGCGACCAAACCUGUCAGGAUAAUGAGAACGAAUGGAGUGCUGGAGACGGGGCGUGUGAAGAAGCGGGUGGAGAUUGCAAACUGAACUCGAAUUAUUGCGAUGGGGUGUACACCGGAGGAAAAUGUGGUGGCCCGAACGAACGACAAUGUUGUCAAAAACCCGAUGAAGGUGAUUGUCCCCGAAUCAUCAGUCGGGCUGAAUGGGGCGCCAGGCCUGCCAAUCCCAGCUUCAUGGGCGACAGCGUGCCCAACAUGUUCGUUCAUCAUGCUGAAGGUCCCGAUUGUUACAACCAAGAAGAUUGCAUGGCCCAGGUUCGGGGAAUCCAAAACUACCAUAUGGAUAGCAAUGGUUGGUCCGACAUUGGAUACAGCUUCCUAGUUGGUGGAGAUGGUAACGUGUAUGAGGGCCGCGGAUGGAAUAAGAUUGGAGCCCACACCCAAGGGUACAACUCCGUUGGAUAUGGGACUUGCUUCAUUGGUAGCUUCAUGACGAAAAACCCCACUCAAGAAGCCAUGGAUGUAUACCAACAACUGGCUUCGUGUGCCGUGGGGCUUGGAAAGGUGCAAUCCAAUUACGAGAUGUUUGGCCAUCGUCAAGCGGGUAGUACCGAUUGUCCUGGAGACAAACUCUACCAAACCAUUCAAAGCUGGCCGAAAUGGACACCUGGAAGUCCUUAAGCGAUGCUAAUACGACUCGUAUCUUGAGAUCCGCAUUCACCCUCCCUGAUCAAUCAAAAUAAACGAGAGAUGAAUUGACGGAAGAAUCCAAAA
Messenger RNA from Tigriopus californicus, 1062 nucleotides. RefSeq names its product peptidoglycan-recognition protein SC2-like. The coding region runs from base 91 to 969 and encodes 292 amino acids. Gene Ontology annotation, biological process: peptidoglycan catabolic process. Lineage: Eukaryota; Metazoa; Arthropoda; Copepoda; Harpacticoida; Harpacticidae. The record is from RefSeq and is a predicted model, not a curated record. The transcript has 7 exons. Gene Ontology annotation, molecular function: N-acetylmuramoyl-L-alanine amidase activity; zinc ion binding.